CUGAGUUUACCACUUCCUCAGCUAUGCUGGUGACCACUGCAUACCAGUUAAAAGCUUCUAUACAGGGAUCUUCAUCCCGAGUUGUGGGAACACAGAGUGGACUUUUACAGUUUGAUGGAUCAGGCUCUAGUCAUGGACUGUUGUCAUUGGUUUAUCAGUGGAGCUGCCACACUGAUGACAGACAGCCAUGUUUUAAUCAUAAGGAUAUGUCUAACAGCAGCCUGCUUAUUCCAAGAAAUAUACAAAACCAACCAAUGCUUGAAAUAGAUUCUCAACUUUUGAAGUCAGGAGAGAAACUAAAUAUCGGCCUUCAAGUGUUUACUGCCUCCAAUAAUUCACAGAGGAGUGAAGUUUCUACAGUUGCAGUCUCUGCAGUUGAUGGAAAUAUCCCUCAGGUAGUCAUUCAUUCAGUAACCGUCCAUGGAAGACCUGUGUUGUCAACCUUUAGUCGUUUCAAUGUUCAUGCUGGAGUUGCUGUGAAAGUAGAAGCCACAGUCACUUCAUACAAGAUACCUAUAUACAAUGUUUCUUGGAAUGUUAUAGCAUAUCCACUUGCGUACAGUUAUAGUGUUGGUCUCAAAGGUAAAGGACACGGAAAGACAGAACUCUGCAUACCAGAAGGAACUUUGGUGGGCCAUGGUUUAUAUGAAGUUACAGUGACUGUGUGUAAUGAACAUGGAGGAUGUGGUGUGAAUAACCUAACAUUGUAUGCCCUGCCAUCUGUCUCUCUAUGUCAAGUUAAAGUCAAUUCAUAUACUGCAUUUGACUGGGCAACUGGUUGGGUAUAUGGUUGUUCAGUUCCUCUUGAUAAAGCUCCUCUAACUUAUCAGCUGUACAUAAAAUCUAAUGAAAUCUGGGUUCCUGUUACACAGCCUCAACAAUCUAGUAUAUUUACCUUUUUUGGGCCACCUUCGUAUGAGGGUGAUAUAUCCAUCUUUGGUGCUGAGGUAUGCGACCAGUUUCACUAUUGCCAGUGGUUCAGUUCUAAUCCUGUUAAAGUCAAUUAUCCUGCAAAUAUCACACACCAAGUGAUGCUGAUGAUGAUGCAGUCUGAGAAAGCAUAUGCUUCAGGGAAUCCCUUAGAGGCUUUAUAUGAAUUCUCACUUGCCACAUUUGCAACAGAAGAAAAUAUCACAUCUGAACAAGCUAAAACUCUCGUGAAUUAUUCAUUCUCAUCUCUUUCUGACACUUUGUCCACUGGAAGUGUACUUAUUGUGUACAACAAUAUUCUUCCUUUAUUAUCAACUAACAACACUGCUAUGAGAUUAGAUGCUCUGAUGGUUAUUGAACACAUCACCAAAAAGAUGAUGGUGAAAAAGACAACCCACCUUAUCCCCACAAUAAAAUUCAUGUUUGCCAGGAUGACUGAUGUCUUUCAAGAUUUCCCAGGUCACAUACAACUGUUGCAGCAGUUUACAAAGUCUUUGAGUGCUUUGUUGAAGGUGGCAGCAGCCACACUGACUAGAGAUCAGAUACUGGAACUAAGAAGUGAGUGUGGGGAUUGUCCGAGAAGUGUUUUACAAUAUAAAGUACUAAAUUCAGUUCCUCUUGCUAUCAGAGGACAACUGCCCAAUGGUGAACCAGUGAAAGUUAUGGUGAAGUUUUACAAACAUGUUAGAAACAGGUUCAGACACUGGUCAUGUGGUCAGUGGACCUGUGAUGGAGUGGUUGUCACCAUGACAUUGUAUAUAACAUACAGUCCUUAUCUUCAAGAUAACCAUGCCACCAGACUUGCUCCAGUGGUAACUGUUGAGAUGAGGACACCAGGAACAGGAAAUGUUGUUCCUAUCAGCUACGACCAAAUCGACACUGUCCUCAUCAGUCUGACCAAAAUUCAGAAUGAGUCAACAGAAGGAAGAUUAGCCGUAGAGUGUCAGAUGUGGGAUAACUCAGAAGAACAGUGGACACCUGAAAGAGUCAUAUCGCUUGGAUACAGUGAAGGUUUCUACUCUUGCUGGUCAUCUAAGUUGUCAGUAUUUACUAUAUUAGAAGUUUCCAACAGAAUGACAGUUUCCACUAUCAUUGGAAUUGCUGUGGCCUCCUUAAUGGCAGUUUUGAUCAUAGGUAUCCUAGUCAUUCUCUUUGUGCGCAAGAAGCAAGUUAAGGUGGCUGAGAUGACCCAUGAGCCACUCCAUAGAGUGUGUCAGAAGUAGACUUCCACUAAAGAAUUCUCCUAAGCCUGCCAGUGCUGAUUCUAUAUGUGAUAAGAAAAGAAAGUUGACAAACGUUUCUUGAAACCAAAGUUACACAAAAGUUUGAGAAAGAGACAGUAUUUUGUGUGUAGGACAGACAGUAUUUUUUGUUCAGCUAGGAAGGAUUUACCAUUCUUGUAAUUACAUUAAAUAGUAACUUAAGAGAGCUGUUUACUAGAUCUUCCCUUAAAACCAUCUAUGUCUGAAAUAAGGAGUUCCACCUCGUAUCACAAGUAGCACUAAAAAGUUCAAGACAAGAUGUUCAUUCAUAUGUUUAUAAAAAAUAAUAAUGCAUUGUCUAAAGACAUUAAAGGAUAACCUGAUGUGUUUUUUCUUUUCAAACAUGUGUGUGUGUUUAUAUAUAUAUAUAUUGUGUGCACACAAUUUUUGGGUACAUUAUAUGUAGUUUCCUUUGCAAAAGGUACUGUCAUAAGUCUGUCAUAUCUAAAAUACACCAUUUUCCCCAAUUCUUUGCUAUAAUUCGUCUAGUGUACAAGAAUAGCAGUUUCUCACUGCCCAUUUUAACAGAUUAAUCACACAAAAAUCCAUAAGUACUGUAUCUGGCAGUUUGACCAAUAUGUCUUCAUAUGGAAUAACAUGAAUACUCAUUUCCUUCUCCAGCUGCUUGAAGUAUGCAACAGUUGAAUGGG
Limulus polyphemus (Atlantic horseshoe crab) is the source of this 2842-nucleotide messenger RNA. RefSeq lists its product as uncharacterized. The transcript has 12 exons. The record is from RefSeq and is a predicted model, not a curated record. The coding region runs from base 24 to 2153 and encodes 709 amino acids. Lineage: Eukaryota; Metazoa; Arthropoda; Merostomata; Xiphosura; Limulidae.